This is a messenger RNA of Suillus subalutaceus, 1206 nucleotides long. RefSeq names its product acid protease. The transcript is spliced from 7 exons. The record is from RefSeq and is a predicted model, not a curated record. Lineage: Eukaryota; Fungi; Basidiomycota; Agaricomycetes; Boletales; Suillaceae. Gene Ontology annotation, biological process: proteolysis. Gene Ontology annotation, molecular function: aspartic-type endopeptidase activity. The coding region runs from base 1 to 1206 and encodes 401 amino acids.
AUGCGGUCGCUCUCCACGCUUCUGUUUGCAAUUCUAAUCGCAGCCGGCAGGUCUACCUCGUGGGCCUUGGUCAACAUCCCAUUGACAAAGCUUGAGCGUACUGGGUCGUACUUUCAAGGGUCUCUACAUGCUGAUCGUGACCGAGCGUCAUCCUUGAAGGGCCGACCAACCAGUGGCCCAAGGACCAUCCCGGCCUCAAACCUGGCAUACACACAGUACACUACGAGCGUUGGUGUCGGCAGUCCAGCCGCCUACUACAAUUUAGUUGUUGACACGGGGAGUUCCAAAACCUUUGUCGGGUCAUAUGUCCGUACAUCAACUAGUGUCCCUACUGGACAGGAUGUCAAUGUCAGCUAUUGGACUGGCUUUUUCAGUGGUUCCGAAUACUAUGACACAGUGACUCUCGCAGCUGACUUCGUCAUCACGAACCAAUCUAUCGGCGAUGCACUCCAAUACGCAGACUUUGGCGGCGUCGAUGGCAUUAUUGGCGUCGGUCCAGUUGAUCUCACUCAGGGCACUCUGUCUCCCGACGCUAACGCCUUAAUUCCGACCGUCAUGAACAACGCUUUGAAGCAGGGUUUGAUCAAAAAGCAGACUCUCGGUGUUUUAUUCGCACCGGCAACGACUUAUAAUGACACUAAUGGAGUACUUACAUAUGGUGGCAUUGAUCAUGCUCUUUACACCGGUGAAAUAACCUACACUCCGGUUACCAAGAUUCUCCCAGCAGCACAGUUCUGGGGUAUCAACGUGACUUGCUUGACAUAUGGCACACACACCUUUAUUCCUCAGUCAACCGCCGGCAUUGUCGACACGGGUACAACUGCGGUCCUGCUUGCGGACGAUUUCUUUGCCAUGUACUUAGACGCUACCCCCGGAGCCUAUCUCGGCGCUAACAAUACUGGCUUCAUUGUCAUCCUCUCUUCCUCUGUCGCGGACAUACAACCCCUCAACUUCACGAUCGGCGGUUGUGUGUUCAGCAUGGAUACAGCUGCACAACUGAUCCCAUUGGACCAGAACGCCAUGUUUGGCGGCGAGACUGGUUUACAAUACGGCGUCAUUGCUACUCGGGGCGCUGACAGCGGGAGGGGCUUAGAUUUCGCCAUCGGUCAGAAGUUCAUGGAGAGGUAUUAUGUUGUCUUCGAUGCUGAUGACCACCGCGUUGGCUUCGCGUACACUGAUCAUACCUUCUCGACGUACUUGCCUUGA